AAAGCGCGGAUCGUUAGUGUUGGCAGCGAAGUGAGCGUCGUGCGAUUAGUUAAUCAGUAUAACUAACUUAAACCAAAAGGUGAAAGUACAAACGCAAACGGAUCGCACGCGCGCGUUGUUUGUCGCAAAAAUGUCAGCAAAAGUAGCAGCCAAAUCGAACAAGGAGCCAUCGUCGCUCGCAAAAAUCUACCUGUUUGCUUACAAUGCAAUACAGGUUGGUGGGUGGAGCUACAUUCUCUAUCAGCUACUCAACUAUUAUGUGCUGCAAGGCCCCCAGUUCCGAGCGCAGGUGACGCUUUGGGAUUACACGCGCGUAGCUGUUAUUAUCUUCCAGAAUGCGGCGUUUGUGGAGAUACUUAAUGCCGCUUUCGGGCUCGUCAAAUCAAAUCCGGUGGUCACGACCUUUCAGGUGUUUAGUCGCAUGAUGGUUGUGGUUGGCGUUGUGAUGGCUACACCAACUGGCAAGGUAUCGCCCGGCCUGCCCAUUGCGCUCUUCGCCUGGGCUGUUACAGAGAUUAUUCGUUAUGGAUACUAUGCUCUAAAUAUUAUUAAAGUAGUACCCCACUUGGUUGUGUUCCUGCGCUACACCACAUUCAUUGCUCUCUACCCCAUUGGCGUGACCGGCGAGCUGCUAUGCUUCUGGUGGGCCCAGAACUAUGCCAAGGAGCACAGUGUUUGGUCGGUGGUGAUGCCCAACAAAUGGAAUGCCACCUUUUCCUAUUUCGCGCUCCUGUGGAUCGUCAUGCUGGGCUACAUUCCCAUCUUUCCGCAGCUGUAUUUGCACAUGUUUGCCCAACGCCGCAAGAUCUUGGGAGGAGGUGGAAGCGGGGCACCAAAAAAGAAAGCGCACUGAUCACCAAUUGGUGAACUUCGACCAGUGAACAGCAAAGCUGACGGGUUGCGACAUGGUUUUCAUAAUCAAGCUGCUCAUUAUGUAAAUUACAUUUGUUUGUGUGCGCCCUUUGUACCCCCGUUCGCCAUUCGUGGCUCGCUGUAUCUAUUUUCUUUUGCCUUUUACUCACACAUUCGACUUGACACCAAGCGUUAAUUUGUAAGCGGUUUUUGUGUACAAAAUAAAAUAAAAUACAUACAUAUGUAAA
Messenger RNA from Scaptodrosophila lebanonensis, 1100 nucleotides. RefSeq names its product very-long-chain (3R)-3-hydroxyacyl-CoA dehydratase hpo-8 (gene Hacd1). Gene Ontology annotation, cellular component: endoplasmic reticulum membrane. The coding region runs from base 131 to 853 and encodes 240 amino acids. Lineage: Eukaryota; Metazoa; Arthropoda; Insecta; Diptera; Drosophilidae. The transcript has a single exon. Gene Ontology annotation, biological process: fatty acid elongation; sphingolipid biosynthetic process; very long-chain fatty acid biosynthetic process. Gene Ontology annotation, molecular function: 3-hydroxyacyl-CoA dehydratase activity. The record is from RefSeq and is a predicted model, not a curated record.